AUGACCCCGGAUCAGCUCACUUUCCACAGGCAGGAGAUAGCCAAAUUAUCGGAAUAUGGUUGGAUCGGACCGACCUACUCGCCUAUUUGCUCUCCUACGAUCAUGGUGGACAAACGCGAUGAUGGCUCCGGGGAGCGGAAGAUGCGGAUGGUUGUCAAUUACCAAGCUUUAAAUGCCCUUACGAUAGCUCCUGAUUUUCCACGACCUCCCAUUCAAACCAUUCUGGAGCUGCUCGGAGGCGCCAAGUAUUUUUCCACCUUGGACCUGAAAGCAGGAUUCCAUCAAAUACGUGUGGCUAAGGAACACCGGUGGAAGACGGCUUUCCGGUCCGUUCUCGGGAUAUUCGAGUACCGCGUGAUGCCCUUCGGCCUUAAGGGAGCUCCCGCUACGUUCCAGGCCAAUAUUAAUGCCUAUUUACAACCCUUAUUGGGGAAGGGCGUUAUUGCGUACCUGGAUGAUGUACUUAUCUAUAGUUCUGAUCUCUCUGAGCACGUCUCUCUUCUGCGACAAGUCCUAAGUAUUUUUCUUCGACAUCAGUUCUACCCAAAAUUCCGCAAGUGUAAGUUUGCACGGCAAACCAUUACUUAUUUGGGUUAUACUGUAUCUGCUACGGGGGUCAAACCCGCAGAAGACAAAAUAGAAGCCAUCCGACAUUGGCCAGAAGUGCUGGAGAACGAAACGCAAGUGCGCCAGUUCCUCGGUACUAUAAAUUACUGUCGCAUGUUCAUGGGACCAGACUAUGCCGACGUUGCCCGGCCGCUGGUUGAUCUAACGCGUAAAGACGUCGGUUUCAAAUGGACAGAGCUUCACACGCAAGCGGUGCGGCAGCUCAAACAGCACUUAAUCGACUUCACUACCUUACAGGUCCCUGACACGACGAAGCCCUUCGAGUUAUACACAGAUGCCUCUGGUUACGCAGUCGGAGCAGUUCUUGAACAAGACCCUAAACCCAUCGGCUUCCUCAGUCAAGUCAUGAACCCCACGCAACAGAGAUACUCGAUCUACGAUCAGGAACUCUUGGCGCUGGUCACGGCGCUGGACAAGUGGUCGCACUUGCUCCGUGUCUCCAAGGUGACCGCUUUCACUGAUCAUCAAGCUCUAACCCAUCUCCAACGACUCCAACCAUCGAAGCCUCUGCGCGGACGCACCGCCCGGUGGCUAGACUUCCUUGCGGAGUUCCCGGAUUUGCACAUCACGUAUGUUCAGGGAGCACGCAAUCAAGUUGGGCUGCGGAACAGAGCGGCAGGCGGGCUCUCUAACACCUGCUCGCACGACACACCAUCGGCACCGCUGAUGCUCGCAACAGGAGAAGCGAGCGCGGCUUCCCGCUCUCGCGGUCCUCCUCCCAACUAUCGCGAGCUUGCCGGAAUUCGUCCGCGCCGCCCUCGAUAA
Molecule: messenger RNA, 1392 nt
Organism: Eimeria necatrix
Lineage: Eukaryota; Apicomplexa; Conoidasida; Eucoccidiorida; Eimeriidae
Product: OSJNBa0042D13.18 protein, related
Exons: 1
Coding region: 1-1392 (463 amino acids)
Source: RefSeq, a predicted model, not a curated record